Molecule: messenger RNA, 675 nt
Organism: Onthophagus taurus
Lineage: Eukaryota; Metazoa; Arthropoda; Insecta; Coleoptera; Scarabaeidae
Source: RefSeq, a predicted model, not a curated record
AUGCAUUUAACUUCCUUUUUAAAAAUUUGUCACAGACACGACCCAAAUUUAGAAGAUUGUAUAAAAAAAUCUGUUGAACAACUUCGCCCGAAAUUAUCUGAAGGAAUUCCAGAAUUUGAUAUUCCAAGUUGUGAACCUUUAUAUGUCCCGGAAGUCGUGAUCGAUCAAGGAAAUGGUCCGUUAUCGAUAAAAUCUGAUUAUACAAACAUAAAAGUUUAUGGUCCAUCUGAAUUUGAAUUAAAAAGUGUUCGGGUUGAUUUAGAUAAAGAUCGAGUUAAGCUUAAAGUGAAGUUGCCACGUUUAGAAUUAACCAGCGAUUAUUCUAUGAAUGGAAAAAUUUUAAUGAUGCCGAUUUCUGGGUCGGGAACUUGUGCAGGAAAUUAUAGUGAUAUAGAUGCCACAGUUCUUCUUCAAGGGGGAAAAAUAAAAAAGGGAGAUCGCACAUUUUUUAGCGUAAAAGAUUUCUUCGUCGAUUUCACUAUUGGACACGCAAAACUCCAAUUAAAUGACUUAUUUGGCGGUGAUAAAGAACUUGGUAAAGCGAUGAAUUUAUUUUUGAAUGAUAAUUGGAAAAAUGUUGCUGAUGAAAUUAAACCCGUCCUAGAAGACACCAUAGCUAAUAUGUUUAAGAAGUUUGCGAACAAAAUUUUUCAUAAAUACCCAUUAAAUGUUUUA